This is a messenger RNA of Hippopotamus amphibius kiboko, 3386 nucleotides long. It is a transcript of the gene AP3B2, whose product is annotated as adaptor related protein complex 3 subunit beta 2. The transcript is spliced from 27 exons. Gene Ontology annotation, cellular component: membrane coat; AP-3 adaptor complex. The record is from RefSeq and is a predicted model, not a curated record. Gene Ontology annotation, biological process: vesicle-mediated transport; intracellular protein transport; anterograde synaptic vesicle transport. NCBI's taxonomy places the organism in Eukaryota, Metazoa, Chordata, Mammalia, Artiodactyla, Hippopotamidae. The coding region runs from base 1 to 3315 and encodes 1104 amino acids.
AUGUCGGCCGCCCCCGCCUACAGCGAAGACAAGGGCGGCUCUGCUGGCCCCGGGGAGCCCGAGUACGGCCACGACCCGGCGAGCGGCGGCAUCUUCUCCUCCGACUACAAGCGGCAUGAUGACCUGAAGGAGAUGCUGGACACCAACAAGGAUUCCCUCAAGCUGGAGGCCAUGAAGAGGAUUGUGGCGAUGAUCGCCCGGGGAAAGAACGCCUCAGACCUGUUUCCCGCUGUGGUGAAGAACGUGGCCUGUAAGAACAUAGAGGUGAAGAAGCUUGUCUAUGUGUACCUGGUGCGCUAUGCCGAGGAGCAGCAAGACCUAGCGCUGCUGUCUAUCUCCACCUUCCAGCGCGGCCUGAAGGACCCCAACCAGCUGAUUCGUGCCAGUGCCCUCCGAGUCCUCUCUAGCAUCCGUGUGCCCAUCAUCGUGCCCAUCAUGAUGCUGGCCAUCAAGGAGGCUGCCUCAGAUAUGUCGCCCUAUGUGCGGAAGACAGCUGCCCACGCCAUCCCCAAGCUCUACAGUUUGGAUUCUGACCAGAAGGACCAGCUGAUAGAGGUCAUCGAGAAGCUCCUGGCUGACAAGACCACGCUGGUGGCGGGCAGCGUGGUGAUGGCCUUCGAGGAGGUGUGCCCAGAGCGCAUAGACCUGAUCCACAAGAACUAUCGGAAACUCUGUAACCUGCUCAUCGACGUGGAGGAGUGGGGCCAGGUGGUCAUCAUCAGCAUGCUCACCCGCUACGCCCGCACGCAGUUCCUGAGCCCCACCCAGAACGAAUCUCUGCUGGAGGAGAACCCUGAGAAAGCCUUCUACGGCUCCGAGGAGGACGAGGCCAAGGGGCCGGGGUCGGAGGAGGCGGCCUCCUCGGCGCUGCCGUCCCGAAAGCCCUACGUCAUGGACCCCGACCACAGGCUGCUGCUGCGCAACACGAAGCCGCUCCUGCAGAGCCGCAGCGCCGCCGUGGUGAUGGCGGUGGCGCAGCUCUACUUCCACCUGGCGCCCAAGGCGGAGGUGGGCGUCAUCGCCAAGGCCCUCGUGCGUCUGCUGCGCAGCCACAGCGAGGUGCAGUAUGUGGUGCUCCAGAACGUGGCCACCAUGUCCAUCAAGCGCCGGGGUAUGUUUGAGCCGUACCUGAAGAGCUUCUACAUCAGAUCCACCGACCCCACGCAGAUCAAGAUCCUGAAGCUGGAAGUGUUGACUAACCUCGCCAAUGAGACCAACAUCCCUACUGUCCUACGGGAAUUCCAGACCUACAUUCGCAGCAUGGACAAGGACUUUGUGGCAGCCACCAUCCAGGCCAUUGGGCGCUGUGCAACUAACAUAGGCCGAGUCCGUGACACCUGCCUCAACGGCCUGGUGCAGCUGCUGUCCAACCGUGAUGAGCUCGUGGUCGCAGAGUCAGUGGUCGUCAUUAAGAAGCUGCUGCAGAUGCAGCCGGCACAGCAUGGAGAGAUCAUCAAACACUUGGCAAAGCUCACAGAUAACAUCCAGGUGCCCAUGGCCCGGGCCAGCAUCCUGUGGCUCAUCGGCGAGUACUGUGAGCAUGUCCCCAGGAUUGCACCCGACGUCCUGAGGAAAAUGGCCAAGUCCUUCACAGCCGAGGAAGACAUCGUCAAGCUGCAGGUCAUCAACCUGGCAGCCAAGCUCUACCUGACCAACUCUAAGCAGACCAAGCUGCUGACCCAGUAUGUGCUGAGUCUGGCCAAGUAUGACCAGAACUACGAUAUCCGAGACCGAGCGCGCUUCACCCGGCAGCUCAUCGUCCCUUCGGAGCAGGGCGGGGCCCUCAGCCGCCAUGCCAAGAAGCUCUUCCUGGCACCCAAACCAGCCCCAGUCUUAGAGUCAUCCUUCAAAGAUCGGGACCACUUCCAGUUGGGCUCACUGUCCCACCUGCUCAACGCCAAGGCCACGGGCUACCAGGAGCUCCCAGACUGGCCAGAGGAAGCCCCGGACCCAUCUGUGCGCAACGUGGAGGAAGAAGAUCUCUCCCUUAUUGAGACCCACGUGGGCCUGUUGGGCGAAUACACCGAGGUGCCUGAAUGGACCAAGUGCUCAAGUAGGGAGAAGAGGAAAGAGAAGGAGAAACCCUUCUACUCAGACUCUGAGGGAGAGUCAGGCCCCACAGAGUCCGCAGACAGCGACCCCGAGUCCGAGAGUGAAUCGGACAGUAAGAGCAGCAGUGAGAGCGGCUCUGGGGAGUCCAGCAGUGAGUCCCACAAUGAAGACCAGGAUGAGGACGAGGAGAAAGGGAGGAGCGGUGAGAGUGAACAGAGUGAGGAGGAAGGUAAGAAGAGGAAGAUGAAGAAGAGAAAGAAGGUGCCAGAGGGGCAAGAAGGCGUCUCAUCCUCAGAUGAGGACAGCGAUUCCAGCAGCAGCUCGUCAGAGUCUGAGAUGACAUCAGAGACCGAGGAGGAGCAGGUGGAACCUGCCUCCUGGAGGAAAAAAACACCUCCCAGUAGCAAAAGUGCCCCUGCAGCCAAGGAGGUCUCCCUGCUUGACCUAGAGGACUUCACCCCUUCCAGUGUCCAGCCUGUGUCUCCCCCCACGGUUGUGUCCACCAGCCUGGCUGCUGACCUGGAGGGCCUGACGCUCACAGACUCCCCCCUAGUGCCCUCGCUGCUGAGUCCAGUGUCGGGUGUCGGGAGACAGGAGCUGCUGCACCGUGUAGCUGGCGAGGGGCUGGCUGUGGACUACACCUUCAGCCGCCAACCUUUCUCCGGGGACCCCCACAUGGUGUCUGUGCACAUCCACGUCUCCAACAGCUCUGAUACCCCCAUCAAGGGCCUGCAUGUGGGCACCCCCAAACUGCCUGCUGGCAUCAGCAUCCAGGAAUUUCCUGAAAUCGAGACCCUGGCACCGGGAGAGUCUGCCACUGCUAUCAUGGGAAUUAAUUUCUGUGACUCGACCCAAGCAGCCAACUUCCAGCUGUGCACCCAGACCAGACAGUUCUACGUCUCCAUUCAGCCACCUGUGGGGGAGCUGAUGGCCCCUGUGUUCAUGAGUGAGAAUGAGUUCAAGAAGGAACAGGGAAAGCUGACGGGCAUGAAUGAGAUCACAGAGAAGCUCACGCUGCCAGACACCUCUCGGAGCGACCAUGUUGUGGUGCAGAAAGUGACUGCCACGGCCAACCUGGGUCGUGUCCCUUGUGGGACAUCUGAUGAGUAUAGGUUUGCAGGGAGGACACUGACCAGCGGGAGCCUGGUCCUGCUGACCCUGGAUGCCCGGCCCACUGGAGCUGCCCAGCUGACAGUCAACAGUGAGAAGAUGGUGAUUGGCACCAUGCUGGUGAAGGACGUGGUGCAGGCUCUGACCCAGUGAUCCCAAGUGCUGUGACCUCUUCAACCCCCACUUGUCCCUCUCUUGUGACAUGCAGGCUGUUAGUCUCUCUC